UAAUCUUAUUUGUCACUCAUUUUUCAAAGAAAACAAACAAAAAGAAACACACAAAAUAUUUGAACUAAGCCAAAGCAUCAAAAACUUCAGCCACCUACAUGUGUAUGCGUGUGUACGCGUGUGUGUGUGCAUUGUUGUUGUCGUUGUUGCUGCUGUUAUCAAACAAAGCUGAUCAGUCAGGUGGCAGCUACCUAAAAUCUGCGUCGCGUAGGUGUUCCAAGAAUUGUUUACAAGAACACAGAAACAAAAAAAAAAUAAACGGCGCCCCCACCAAAUGCAGCGACAGUAGCAACAACACUAACAACAAGCAGCAGCAGUCGUAGCAGCGGGCAGCGACAGCGACGUCUAUUGUUAGCUGCCCGCGUUGACGUCGACGACGACGACGACGACGAUAGCGUUGGAGUGAAUGUCCUCAGUUGGUACAUAAAAACAAAAACAAUAUGUGGCGCGAGGUUGCCACUGUCGAGAGCCGAGAGAGCGAACAUUCGACACACAGAGAGAGAGAGAGAGAGAGAGAGCGAGGGCCGAAGGCGUGCCGAGCUUGAGCCGAAGCGCAGCGAGCAGCCAUGAGUUGUUGGAGCUGUUGGCGCUGCUUUCAUUCGCAAAUUGCUCGUCGUUGGCAGCGGUUGUGCAGAGCAAGAAAAGCGCGCGAAACAGAAACAGUUGAAAUUGAAACAGAAUUCAUUUCACGGCAACAGCAACAAAAAAAGAGCACACAGAACACGUUACAAACCAACCAAAAAACAACAAAAAAAAAAGAAUAAUAAUUAUGAUAAAGAGCAAACAACAAAUAGUUUAAUCUAUAAUCUAAAUAAAAAAUAUAUAUAUUAUUUUUUAAAUUGGUGCCAGAGAGUGAAGUGCAAUAAGCUAAAAGAGAGCAAAAGACUUAGAAAAAGUAUUUUGGCGCUAAAAAAGAAAGAAAGAAAGAAAAGUUUAAUAUAUUCAUGUUGGUGAAGUGAAGCAACAGCAACAACAACAACAACCACAACAACAACAACCACAACAACAACAACAAAAUGUUCCUUAUUAGCAAAUUGUAGAGCAAAAAGCAACAACAGUGUCAUUUGUGCUACCAAAAAAUAUAAAAAUUUAAAUAUAUACAAAAGAAAGAGAGCAAAGUUGCAAUAUUUAAACAAAAAUGGUUUGUGCAAUGGAACAACAACAACAACAGCAGCCACAGCAGCAGCAGCAACAGUUGCCACAGCAGCAUGCCACAACAAUUGUGCUGCUGACAACAGCCGGCAACAGCAACGUGCACAUUGUCAGUGCACCACAGCAGCAACCACAGCAGCAGCAACAUCAACAUCAGCAGCAGCAACAGAUGAAAAGUCAGCAGCUGAAGCAGCAACAUUCGGCCUUGGUCAAGUUGUUGGAGUCUGCACCGCUCAGCAAACAGCAGCAGCAGCAACAACAGCAGCAACAGCAGCAACAACCUAGACAAAUUGUUUACCUGCAACAGCAACAACAGCAACAGCAACGCAAAAGACUGAAAACGAAGCAGUGCUGAUAGCAGAACAACAACAACAACAGCAGCAGCAACAUCAGCCACAGCAACAGCUAACAACAACACCUGCAACAUUAGUAAAGACAACCAGCAAUCAACAGACAAAUAGUAUUAGUCAGCAGCAGCAGCAGAU
Messenger RNA from Drosophila albomicans, 1637 nucleotides. Its product is annotated as ecdysone-induced protein 75B-like. Bases 1139 to 1507 code for a protein of 122 amino acids. NCBI's taxonomy places the organism in Eukaryota, Metazoa, Arthropoda, Insecta, Diptera, Drosophilidae. The transcript has a single exon. The record is from RefSeq and is a predicted model, not a curated record.